Molecule: messenger RNA, 1729 nt
Organism: Achroia grisella
Lineage: Eukaryota; Metazoa; Arthropoda; Insecta; Lepidoptera; Pyralidae
Gene: Y-y
Product: protein yellow-like
Exons: 4
Coding region: 48-1568 (506 amino acids)
Cellular component (GO): extracellular region
Source: RefSeq, a predicted model, not a curated record
CAACGGACUGUUCUAGCGGAUACGUUUGAAGUUACAUGUAGGUCAAAAUGGCAACACGAGUGCUAAUUUUUGGUUGCUUUGUGGCCUUCGCAUCAGCUACUGUAAAACUCCAAGAGAUAUUUUCCUGGAGGGUUUUGGACUGGAACUACCCUGAUUCCUAUUCACGACAAAAUGCCCUUGCCUCUGGAGCUUUGACUCCGGAAAAUGCUCUGCCAGUUGGUAUUGAAAGAUGGGGAAAUAAAUUAUUUGUCAGUGUUCCUAGAUGGCGAUCAGGUAUUCCAGCUACUUUGAAUUAUAUAAAAUUAGACGCACCUUACGAUCCAUCGCCAAAACUAAACCCCUAUCCGAGUUGGAAAGGCAACGAGCUGGGCAACUGUGAUACAGGCCUAAAUACAGUAUACAGAAUCAAAGCGGAUAGGUGCGGGCGUCUGUGGGUCUUAGAUACUGGCACUUAUGGUUAUGAUAACGCCACAAACCUCUGUCCGUACACUCUCAACGUAUAUGAUCUACACACCGACCAAAGAAUUCGAAGAUAUGUGUUACGCCCCGAAGACAUAGUCUCCACAACUUUCAUUGCCAAUAUCGCCGUGGACAUUGGAUCCAGCUGUGAAGACACAUUUGCUUACUUUUCUGAUGAGCUAGGUUACGGUUUAAUCGUGUACUCUUGGGAAAAGAACAAUUCUUGGAGAUUCAGUCAUAGUUAUUUCAUGCCUGAUCCUCUCACAGGAGAUUUCAACAUAGCUGGUCUUAAUUUCCAGUGGGGAGCCGAGGGCAUAUUUGGAAUUGCACCAUCACCAAUCAAAAGUGACGGAUAUAGGACUCUUUACUUUACUCCCCUGUCAAGCCACACAGAAUUUUCUGUAUCCACUAGUAUUUUGCGAAAUGAAAGCAAGGUUGAAGAUGGUUCAUUUAAUGAUUUCAAAGUAGUAGGUGUACGAGGACCGGACGCACAUACAACAGCCAAAGUGAUAGACGAUUUAGGAAUUCAACUUUUCAAUUUAAUCGACCAAAAUGCCAUCGGCUGCUGGUAUUGGGGUCGGCCAUUUAAACCACAAAACAUUGCCGUAGUAGAUAAAGAUGACGUCGGUUUAAUAUUCCCAUCGGACAUAAAAAUCGAUGAUAAUCGCAAUGUUUGGGUGAUAUCAGACCGUAUGCCUGUGUUCUUAGAAGCCGAAUUGGAUUACAGUGAUAUAAACUUCAGGAUUUACUCAGCUCCUCUUGAUAGUCUAGUAAAAGAAACUGUAUGUGAACCCCCAGCUCGUGUACAACUGAAUCCGCAUACUCAUAUACAGCCACAGUCUGCCAUCUACAAUACAAACCCAGGAUUGACAUGGCAUAUCUCUAAUAUACAAAAUAAACCAAGAAUUCCUCAAUCUCAACGGGGAUUUCUCAGGAAUCCGUUAGAUGACAAUAUAAUAGCAACAACACCGAGCUAUAUUGAUUUAUACUACCCUAAACAAACACCACAGUCUAUUGGUUACAAUUUACGAUCUUCUACAGAGUCUAAUAAAGGGCCAUGGUGGUCAAGACCUACUUAUGACGUUUACGAAGAUUCCUAUAGAAAUUGAUUCAUCAUAUCUGAAUGUAUUUUAUAUUUCUGAUCCUCGCAGUUAUCCAUAAUUAAUAGAGAUAGAAUAUCGAACGACGAAUUAAUACUUGAAUUAGUUGUGUGUAAUAUUUUAGUCUAUAAUUUUAAAUGCCUAUAGACACGAUACCACAGACUAUUUCA